Molecule: messenger RNA, 2381 nt
Organism: Drosophila grimshawi
Lineage: Eukaryota; Metazoa; Arthropoda; Insecta; Diptera; Drosophilidae
Gene: dbf
Exons: 2
Coding region: 296-2209 (637 amino acids)
Cellular component (GO): nucleus
Molecular function (GO): nucleic acid binding; zinc ion binding
Source: RefSeq, a predicted model, not a curated record
AUAAUCACUCUUAGCUUUGACAUAUGCGUAACAAGUCGUGUUUUAUUAUUUAUUUUUAGAUUGGUGGAUAAAUAUUUAACACAAUUUAAACACCAGUUUCAACAAAUUCAAAUGUACUGUUAAGUGUUAAGUGCUCGAUCAAAAAAAUUACGCGGCCCAAAGUGUGUGCAAACCAUUUCGAUUUGACGACAAAUCGAGCUCUCUAUUUUCUAUGUAAGGCGUCGACAAGCUGUCCAAUACUCUGCCGGCCAAAACGACCAAUACAAAUUAGAAAUCACCAUUAAGGGAAUCGAAAAUGCUCGCACGCAAAUACGAACUGAGUCCACGGAUGCCGCUGGUCCACGAGAAGAUCGCUCUCCAGUGUGCACUGAACAUCAGCAAGUUGGCUUCAUCAUUGCCGAAGCCGCGCAACCGUUUCGACGAACUUCCUGUGCUGGUGGAAUUGCGUCGCUGCGACGAAGAUGUCCUUUAUCGCUAUCAGGUCAAUCUGCCUGCCAGCUGCCUUGAUCCCGAGCCGCAGCAGAUGAAUGCCGCCGAGGUGACAGCACUCACCAAGCAGCUACAACUGCCCUGUAUCGUGCACGGCUACACCAAGGAGCACGGUUCGAGUGCUCAGAAUACACUGAUUAUGUUGCAGGAGGCGGUGCAUGUGGUUCACAAUCGUGAACGGAACGACGACAGCCAGCCAGGCAUCAAUGAAGCCAUUUCAACAUUCCAAUGCUCGCCAUUUGCCUGUAAAGCCUCCCAAAGGACCCAAGAUCAUUUCAUGGCUGCUCUCCACCAAUACGAGUCCAGGCCACUGGCGUCCAAGUUGCUUUCCGAUAGACAGAGCGAGGAACAUAACACAGAGGACGAGUUGCAGCCACAUUUGUAUCAGGUGUCACAAGGUACUUAUAUCAGCCCGAAUAAUGGAAUCUAUAACGGCUACAGCAUAGUUGGACCACCCAUUCGUCACCAAUUUAACGAACCCCAGAAAACUGUAAACAGCCCAAAAUCUGAGCAACAGCAACCCUUAAAGUUGCUCAAUGGGUACAAAUCCACCAGGUACCCUAAUUAUAAUCACAACGAUAACAGACACAUGUAUCGUGAGAAGAAAGCUGGAAAUUGCAACCAACUAUCAAUUGUGGCAAGAGUAGCACCAUCACCACCACAGUCAAAGAUUCGCCCAUCCAAUGGCUACAACCCAUCGAUACCUAACUCGGCUCUCAGCCGCAAUUUAAGGGAUAACCGUGCCAAGCAAUUGGAUCCGAUGCUGGAAUGCGCGUCUCUGCGCAAUGCUAAAACACAUGGGUUGUGGAUGGCGGAGAUGCAAGCAUCUUAUGGAUUUCUGCCGCGUGUUGAUAAUUAUGGCCAACAAAUCGAGCUGCAGCGAGAACUGCAGUUAAGAAGAAAACGAGAUCAGGAUAUCCAGCAUCAGAAGCUAAUCGAGCAACGAGUCCACAAGGAUUCCCAAUUGAUAUCGCAGGUGCCGCAAGAGUUGCAGUCACUAUUCCAAUGGGACAGCUGUCGCCUGUGCCACACGGCACUGACAUCGAAACGUAAUGCUCUGGAUCAUUACUUGUCGCGCACCCAUCUGCGACGGGUGGAAACCUGGCUAAUCCAGAAUAGCUUUGGCAUGGGAAACCUGUCCGAGGAGAUGUUGCGCCAUCUGCGCAGCUCGGGACCCGCCAUCCUGCACUGCGAUCUGUGCGAUCUGAAGCUAUCCUCGAUGUUGCAUGCCUGGCAGCACUUCUGUGGACGGCGCCAUCGGCUCGUGGAGCGUCGGAUUAGCAAGCCGAAUGGUGAGGGCUACUACGACAAGGCAGGCAACUGGGUCCGCACCAAUGAUAAAUGGCUGAUGUGCCAUCUGUGCGAUGUGAUUGUCACAUCGGAGUCGCAACUAGGUCUGCACAUGGCCGGUCUGCGGCAUCGCAAGCGUGAAAGAUCCAACUUUGGCUCAUCUUCGACAGAUACGUUCGAUGGCAGCUUCAUCCAUCGGAUCACGGGGAAUGGUACGCUGGUGCCGCUAAAUCCAUUCGGCACCUACAUGUACGCCGGUCGCAACAGGCGGGACAUUCACAUGAUGGAUGACGUGAAUGCCAACUAUUAUUGCGAGCUAUGCAACAAAACGCUUAAUCAUAAGAAGUCGGCGCAACAGCACGUUGAGGGACGGGCACACAGUAAGAAACUGGAGAGGAAUAAACAAGAAACAAGAACAGUAUGCAUCUAAAUAUCUGAAUCAGGUACGCUGACCGAUCAUAAACAAAUCGAUCGAUCGAUCUCAGCCCCACCACGGCAAUCAAACGGGCCGUAUUACUUGCAAUUUAUAUAUUUGAACUAUGUAACAUUUCAUAUGUUUUGAAAUAGCACUUAAAUAUAAUAUAAUGUAAUAUAAUAUAAAA